AUGCUCCUAACCCAAUCCCAAGUCUCCGUCUUCAUCUCCGCCGUUACCAUCUUCUUCUUCACCCUCGCUCUCUUUCUCUCCGGCUAUGUCCUCCAACAAAAAACCCUCACCAACCUCCGCGCCGCCAUCCGCCCCUCCCAGCUCUCCACCCCCUCCGACUCGCAUUUCUACAACCCCUCCCCGGACGAUGCGCCUUCACCCCUCCCUAACAUCUCUCCCCGCGACUCAAGUCAACUUAUCGAAGUAACAACCACCCCGCAAACCAACUACCUCACCUUCAUAACCUCCUACCUCCCCUCCUCCGGUAAACCUACCACCCCACGGCGUGGCGGCGGAGUCGUCAGCACAGCGAAUAAGAUGAUUCACCGAUGGAUCGCGCGGGUGCGCGGCGAAGAGAUAGAGGAAGAGGAGGAAGAUGAUGAGAGUAUACCGAUAGAGCAACUAUCGCGGGCAGCGAGGCGGAGGAGGAUUAAGGCGCAGAUACGGACGGAGGGGGAUGGGGAGGAUGUAGAUUUUAGUAGGGUUUAUAGGCCGAGGAAGAGGGUGUGGUGA
Molecule: messenger RNA, 552 nt
Organism: Pseudogymnoascus destructans
Lineage: Eukaryota; Fungi; Ascomycota; Leotiomycetes; Thelebolales; Thelebolaceae
Exons: 2
Coding region: 1-552 (183 amino acids)
Source: RefSeq, a predicted model, not a curated record